GCCGUUCCCGCCGUCGAGAAAGGUCAGGCUUUUCGGCAGUGUGUCUCCGCUGAGCUCCUGUUAGCUGGUGUGAAUUCGCUCUCGGGCUUCGGAAUCGUGUUGAAAAAAAUGUACCGUUGCAUAUUUUGAGCGAUAAAAAGUUGCAUGUGGGUCAUGUGCAGUGGAGUAAGGGGGAUAUUAAGAUUAAACCCCUAGUGAUUGAAACAAGUUAGUGGAACAUAUGACAAGUCGCAAAACACAAACAAAUACAACCAAGCUGGGAAAUCCACUGAUGUGAAUAAUCAGAAUAAUAAAGAAAAUAAUAAAUAAUCCCCCUAAAAUUGAAAAAAGAAAAGAAAAGAAAAGCGGUGAACAGUCGUGAAAGUGAUAAUCUUUACUCUAUGAAAAUAUUUCCCAUCACCAUGAAUCACUUACGUCAUGAGACCGAAACGGAACGCACGGACUGAUGCCCAGAGUUCACAGUGUGAUAAGAUACAGGACUGCUGACAAAACGAUGAUUUAUCACGGAUCAGGAACGGAGGGACAGCGCAAGUGAUGACAGGAAGCCGCAGAUUAGGCCGCGGCGUGAGAGGAGAGGCUCUGCUGCUGCUCCUCGGCUCCAUCGCCGCCUCCGUCGACGCCAAGAUCAUCCAGCCGAAGAAGGGACUCGAGUCAAGUCCUCUGACGGUGGUACACGCCCUGGAAAUGUCCAAGGUCCUGCUGCCGUGUGAUGUGUCGCCUCCUCUGUCCAGCGAUGACACGAUUCUGGUCCUCUUCUACAGGGGCUCGAUGGGGACCCCUAUUUUCAGCGUCGACGGAAGGAACGGACCGGUCAGCCACGGCGACGCCUGGGCGGAAGAAGCCACCUUGGGUCAGAGGGCGUCCCUCGACCUCAGGAUGCACCCGCCUGGCCUCGUGCUCGACCCCGUCAAGGCCUCUGACCGUGACCUCUACCGCUGCAGGGUCGACUACGACUCCUCCCCCACCAGGAACGUCCGCAUCCAGCUCAACGUCGUGGUGCCACCGAGGAGAGUCCAUAUAGUCAACGAAAAGGGCAUGGACGUCAACGGAGUGAUCGGGCCUUACCACGUCGGCGUCUCCGUCAAAUUGCAGUGCCGCGCAGAAGGAGGAGAGCCGCGCCCUAGCGUCACCUGGUGGAGCGGAGGCACUCUUCUGGACGACGUGAGCGAGGACAGAAGGGGUGACGUCACGAUCAACACCCUCACUCUGCACUCCAUUGCAAGGCAUGACCUUUACCGCGCCCUCACGUGUCAGGUCAUCAACUCGAACCUCUCUGACCCCAUGACCGCGACAGUCACCCUCGACAUGAGCUUCCCCCCGCUGACGGUGAAGAUCAUGAGCCUCAAGGACGAGCUCUCUGAGGAUGAAAAAUACAAGAUUGUGUGCGAAUCGUCCGGAUCCAGACCUUCAGCGUCUAUUACCUGGUGGAAGAAUGGCAUGCUCAUGACAGACGCCAGGAAGCAGGUAUUCCAAGAAGGGAACAUCACCCGGUCGACCCUUCAUCUCAUCCCAUCGCCAGCGGACAACGACGUCUACAUCUCCUGCCGCGCCGAGAACCCGAGGGUCCCCACAGCUGUUCUUGAAGACUCUGCCAAGCUCAACGUGCAUUAUACCCCCCGCCUAUCCUUGGCAGCGGGACAGAACCUUGACAUGGACGACAUUAAGGAGGGUGACGAUGUGUACUUCGAGUGUGGGAUUCAGGCGAACCCCAGAGUCUACAAGGUUCAGUGGUUCCAUAAUGGCGAGGAACUGAGUCAUAAUGUAUCCGCGGGAGUAAUUCAGAGCAACCAGAGUUUAGUGCUGCAGAGAGUCACUCGGGCAUCUUCAGGAGACUACAAAUGCACGGCAGCCAACCUCCACGGCAGCAGCGAGUCCAACUCUGUUCAGCUGAGCGUCAAGUUUGCCCCCUUGUGCGCGGAGGGACAGAAGGUGGUGUACGGCGCAGGCAAACAGGAGGAACUCAAUGUUACAUGCAGCGUGGAGGCCCAUCCCCAGCCCUUCACUUUCAGAUGGGCAUUCAACAGUUCCUCCGAAGUGGUGGACAUCCCUCCAAGCAGGACGCGGCUGGUGGGCGAGGGCGUGAGUCAGGUUUCCUACACGCCCACUUCUCACCUGGAUUACGGUUCUCUCCUGUGCUGGGCUACCAAUGACGUCUCCAGGCAGCACACGCCUUGUAUUUACCACAUCAUUCAUGCGACCUCUCCGGACGCAGUGAACAACUGCACGGUGGAGAACGUGAGUUCGACGGGCGCGGCCGUGCGGUGCCAGGCGGGCUGGGACGGCGGGCUGGCGCAGACCUUCACCCUGUCUGUGAGUCACGCCCGCGCCCACACCCGCGGCCAGGACAAGAAGAACGAGGCGCCCCGCGUGCUGGCCAACACGUCGACGUCGCCGCGGCCCGAGUUCACGCUCACGGGGCUGCAGGCCGGCACCGAGUACGUGCUCACCAUCAUGGGCGUCAACAAGAAGGGUCAGAGCGACCCCGUCAGACUCAAGAUUUUCACCCUUAAGGAUAAAGCUGAGAAACGAACUAGCCCCGGUGAGUGAAAGCUAUUUGGUGCAAGACUUGCUUUGGCACACAUCUUGGCUGUAGUCCUGGGCGUGGUGGUGACGCUGCUCCUGGUGGGCGUGGUCAUAGUGGUGGUGAUCAGGUCGCGGCGACGAGGCCCUCAGAGACCCGAGGUGAAGAUGGUUUACGAUAAGGGCUCCUCGGGGUCGCCUACAGGACGGGGUCAGGAAACCACCACGGACAGCGAGGAGGCGAACCCAGACGUCAUACCCGUUAAUGACGCAUUUGCUUACUCAGUCACUGACGAUGUGUCCCGCUACAUGCAUUCAGUGUCCAGGAAUAUUCAGAUAAACAAGGCCAUGACAAAAGCAUUUUACCGUCCACAUGGGAACCCUUUAUUAGAUUCGAACAACUACACUUUUUGGGUCGACACAGACAUCUCAAGAGACAUCGCACCGCGAAAACCUAAAGCUGCCGUGCCCCCUGGCCCUAAGCCGCGGACGUUACAGAGCUAUGUUAAGUCCUCUUCAGUUCAACACAGUUAG
Molecule: messenger RNA, 3054 nt
Organism: Penaeus chinensis
Lineage: Eukaryota; Metazoa; Arthropoda; Malacostraca; Decapoda; Penaeidae
Product: nephrin-like
Exons: 16
Molecular function (GO): protein binding
Source: RefSeq, a predicted model, not a curated record